This is a messenger RNA of Notechis scutatus (mainland tiger snake), 1764 nucleotides long. Lineage: Eukaryota; Metazoa; Chordata; Lepidosauria; Squamata; Elapidae. The record is from RefSeq and is a predicted model, not a curated record.
AUGCCAGUGCUCUUCCAGCCUCACCUGGAAGCAGGUUACAGGGACAAAUUGGUUAACUACAAAAGGGGAAUUAAGAAUUUUCGCAGGCUCAUUGUGAACAUUAUUCUGAUGAUAAAAGCAUGCCGAGGAUUCCGCAGCGCAUUGAAAGGAUUCGCAGGUUUUGACCUGAUAGAGAAAGACUGUCGUCGGCAAAUUGAAGGUGACAUCAAAAGCGCCAAUAUUGUGUUUGAUCGACAUGAAUUCAGCGUUUCAAAGGAACAUUUCCCUUUUAGAGCAAUCCAAAUAACUAAGAAGCCGCCAACAUGGAGGACUGAAUCAGAAAUAAAGCACUUGCGCAACCGCUUACAGCUUUUAGAAAGUUUCCGCCAAUAUAGCCCAACGCUGCAGUAUCUGUUGGCCAAAGUUAUUCGCUUUGAACGAUUUGGCCGCAGAAGAGUGGUCAUUAAAAAAGGGCAUGAAGCAACUGCCUUUUACUUCAUUUAUUAUGGUACAGUCGCUAUCACAGAUGAUGAUGAUGGUAGCAGUGCCUUUGUGGAAACAGCUCCAACUACAAUUCAGAGGGGUGCUUCUUUUGGUGAAAUUGCCCUUUUGCAAAAAACAAAAAGAAUCGCCACUGUUGUCUGUAUGGAGGAAACGGAAUUGCUGGUGGUGGAUAAAAAGGAUUUUUUCGCCUAUAAACUAGAUAAGGAACUUCAACGGGAAUUCAAAGUUCGCUAUGACUAUUUGAGGGCUAUAGAUCUUUUUCAAACACUGCCUGAUUCUUCAAUAGAUAAAAUAGCUAAUUACUGCAAAGUUGAGAGAUUCUAUUGUGGACAGGUGAUUACCACUGACCUUGCAGAAACCCACAGUAUGGUAUUUAUUACCAAGGGCAUUUGUGAAGUAUUGCGACUUGUUAACCUCAGCACUUGUCCAUCUUAUCAAAAAUGGAUCAUUAAACAGCUGCAUUUUCCCAAAAACAAAAUAUCCACAAAAGAAAGGUACCAUAUGAAUUCUGGUAUGUUACAUGUUGACUUCUUUAAAGGUGUAAUACUUGACAUUCUCUGUGUCAGUAGGCAUGACAGAGAAGGAUGCCAAGACCACCACCAGCCCAUCUACUGCUGGUAUUUGCAGUGCCUCAGUGAGUUCCGGGGCCACGUUAUAAAACGUCUUGUCGCCCCCACUCGGUUUGGGAUAUGUCCCUGUGAUGAUGAGCUGUGUCAGAUCUUCCUUCGACAGAAUGCCUGGGAAAUGUUUAAGAAAGAUCUAUUGAAACUUGUGAUGGAGCCCAAACUCAUGAAGAUGGUACAUCCUCCACAUCCAUGCCCUACAGCUGAAGUCUACGAUUCCUGGAGUUUGAAUCAAGAAGGAAUUUUGGAUCUUUCUUCUUUGUGUUACAGAAUACCACGGCCGCCACCUAAACUCAAAUAUGUUCCUAUUCAAUUAACCCAAACAAGAGAAAGUCUACCAGUUGUUCUACCAAAGCUGAUUCAUGGCAUCUCAGUUGUGCGUCCCAAUUUGGAUGGCGCAUUUUAAUAGCAUCAGGGUUUAGAUGCAUAAGUCAGCCAUGUAGGCGCUGUUCUAAAAGACUGAAGGAUGAUGAUACUACUUACGUGUUUAUGGCUAUUUGUACAUAAAGAUGCAUUUAAUUGCCAAAGACUACAUUUCUUUUUAUAAUUGACACAAUGAUUUGUGAAUCUAGUCCAUUUCAUUUUUUCUGAUAUUGCAGGGAAACAAAUUUCUUUUAUAAGGUAGGUUUCCCCAUGAAUAUAUAUAUGCAUCAGUAAA